Messenger RNA from Galeopterus variegatus (Sunda flying lemur), 786 nucleotides. RefSeq names its product olfactory receptor 1038-like. The annotation marks the transcript as partial. Gene Ontology annotation, cellular component: membrane. Gene Ontology annotation, biological process: sensory perception of smell; G protein-coupled receptor signaling pathway. The record is from RefSeq and is a predicted model, not a curated record. The transcript has a single exon. Gene Ontology annotation, molecular function: G protein-coupled receptor activity; olfactory receptor activity; odorant binding. NCBI's taxonomy places the organism in Eukaryota, Metazoa, Chordata, Mammalia, Dermoptera, Cynocephalidae.
UUUUCAGUACAUAGAGAGAUUGAAAUUACUCUCUUUCUGCUCAUUUUAGCAGUAUGUGCUCUAACUUUGGUAGGAAACAUUGGGAUGAUUUCUUUAAUCAGGUUGGAUUCUCGACUUCACACACCCAUGUAUUUUUUCCUCAGUAACCUGGCCUUUGUAGACCUUUGUUAUUCCUCAUCAGUAGCCCCCAAGUUCCUGCAGACCCUCCAGACCAAGCACAGAUCCAUAUCUUUCUAUGCAUGUGCAACACAGCUGGGUUUUUUCCUGACCUUCCUGAUUUCAGAGAUGUUCCUCCUUGCAGUAAUGGCUUAUGACCGCUAUGUGGCAAUUUGCAAUCCUCUUUUCUACAUGGUGGUUAUGUCCCAAAAAGCGUGUAUGUGACUGGUAUUGGGCCCCUACUUAUACAGCUUUUCUGCUGCUUUGCUCCACACAGUAGUUACUUUUAAAUUGAUCUAUUGUGGCCCGAACAUAAUCAAUCACUUCUAUUGUGACGAUGUUUCUUUGAUGGCCCUUGCCUGCUCAGACACCCGCCUCAAAGAGAUCCCAAUUUUCAUCUUUGCUGGAUUCAACAUGAUCAGCUCACUAACCACCAUCCUUAUUUCUUACUUGUGCAUUGUGGCUGCUGUUUUGAGAAUCCAGUCUGCAGAAGGGAGGUGUAAGGCUUUCUCAACGUGUGCCUCUCAUCUGACUGCUGUGACUGUAUUCUACGGAACUCUGAUAUUCAUGUAUCUGCAGCCAAAAGCAAACCAUUCCCUUGACACAGACAAAAUGGCCUCUGUGUUCUAC